This is a messenger RNA of Didymodactylos carnosus, 735 nucleotides long. Lineage: Eukaryota; Metazoa; Rotifera; Eurotatoria; Philodinida; Philodinidae. The record is from the annotation of a GenBank genome assembly.
AUGGCGUCGGGCCUAAAUCUUUCAUCAUCGUCGCCCCAUGCGGACGAUGUGCCAUCUGUCUACUUUUCUGGUAUAUGUCAAACAAUUUCUGUAAAAUGUCAGCAUCGAAACGAACAAGGUGGUCUCUCGUGUUCAAAUAAUCUUUAUACGUCCUGUCCUCAUUGUCAUUUGUUACUUUGUAUAAAUCACAUUCAUGAACAUGAAAAUCUUCUCCGGUAUGAAAUUGAACAAUUAAUUAAUGAAACAAAUAUCGUUAAAGCUAACAUUCGAGCAUUAACAACACCACAAUCACCGUUUGAUGAACAAAAACAACGAACAUUAUGUGAAUUAUUAGAACGUUGGUCAACUGUGGGUAAAAUAUCAAUGAGUCAGGCAGCUCUAAUUCAACAUCAGUGUGUUUAUGGAACAACAAGUAGUACGAAUAAUAAUAACAAUAAUAUCAACACUACGAAUAAAACUUACAAACAACCACAACCAUCCCAACACGUCAUUCAACAUCAACUUGCACAGCAACAACAUCAUCAUCAUCAUCCAUCAUUGACACAAAAUACAAAAAAACGUCGUAGUGGAAAAAAUAAAAUAGUUACACUUUUAAUGAAAAAUGAAAAUGGUGAAUAUGAAUGUCCAAAUGUACAAUGUCGAAAAUCACUUAAAUGUCAAGGCAUUACUGCUCAUGUGAAAGCAUGUGCUGUCGAAUGGCUUAAAGAAAACGGACAAUAUCUAGCGAUGACUUAA